ACUUUGAUUCCUUCUCCUUUUUGGCCCUCGGCGAGCCCCCCUCCCCACCUGUUGUGAGCUCCGCCUCGGUCCCCGGAGACUGGCGGUGACACACACACGGGCGCCGGGGAGCUCCGCGCCCAGAAACAAAGUCGCAUGCCCCCUCCCAAGUGUUUGCUUCGAAAUCGCUGCCUGCAGUCCCCCAUUGCCGCGCAGCUCCCGCCCCCCGAGAGAAUAAGGACUAAAUAAACAGUUGUAACUCCAAACCGUGCGCCCGCGACCGUCUCCCUAUCCCACCCCCUUCCCCCCGUCCCUCCCCCUUCUUUUUUUGUUGUUGCAACUUUGUGAGAUCCUGGGGAAGGUGCGGAGACUUGGGCUCGGGCCGAUUUCCCGGUCUCGGGAUCGUCGCUGGGAUUCCCGGAGCCGCGUCCUCUCGGCUCCACGCGCUCUCAGGGUCCUCCGAGCCCGCUGCCCUCUCUGCUCUCGGUCCCUCCACUUACUCACCCGUCCCGUCCCCUUCGAUUUCCCCCAACCUGCACGGGGAAAGACUUGCUGAGAGAGUCGCCCCGGUUUCUUGUCGACCGCAGACCCCGAAAGUUUGCCCGAGGAAGAGAGUGCGCGGCGGGCGAGCGAGCGGGCCCAGGGCAGCGGCAGCCGCGCCGGGGACGAUGGUGCUGCCGGCGCCGCCUCCGCGGGCGUGAAGGCAGCGCUCGCGUCCCUCCCCGGACUCCGCGGUGUCCCAGGAACUUUUGCUGACGAUUCCAGUUUCCCCACGGAACAUUCUGGCAAUGGUAAAGCUUCAGUCCCUUCUCUGAUUUGCUGUCAGCCAUGACUGGACGGAUGUGAUGCCUGUGAGCCAGAAGGGGUGACAAGUGACCUUUUGAGGUGACUGUAACUGAAGAUUGCUUUACAGACGCCAAAAAAGGUUUUUGAGUCAUGAUGCAAGAAUCUGGGACUGAGACAAAAAGUAACGGCUCAGCCAUCCAGAAUGGGUCCAGCAGCGGCAACCACCUGCUAGAGUGCGGCGGGCUCCGGGAGGGACGGUCCAACGGGGAGGCGCCGGCCACCGAGCUUGGGGCAGCCGACCUGGCCCACGUCCAGCAGCAGCAGGCUCUACAAGUGGCCAGACAGCUCCUGCAGCAGCAGCAACAGCAGCAGCAGCAAGUUAGUGGACUAAAGUCUCCCAAGAGGAAUGACAAGCAGCCGGCCCUUCAAGUCCCCGUGUCGGUGGCUAUGAUGACACCUCAGGUUAUCACUCCGCAGCAGAUGCAGCAGAUCCUCCAGCAACAGGUGCUGAGCCCUCAGCAGCUCCAGGUCCUCCUCCAGCAGCAGCAGGCCCUCAUGCUUCAGCAGCAGCAGCUUCAAGAGUUUUAUAAAAAACAACAGGAACAGUUGCAGCUUCAACUUCUACAACAACAGCAUGCUGGAAAGCAGCCUAAAGAGCAGCAGCAGGUGGCCACCCAGCAGUUGGCCUUCCAGCAGCAGCUCCUACAGAUGCAGCAGCUCCAGCAGCAGCACCUCCUGUCUCUGCAGCGCCAAGGCCUCCUAACCAUCCAGCCCGGGCAGCCCGCCCUUCCCCUCCAGCCUCUCGCUCAAGGCAUGAUUCCAACGGAGCUGCAGCAGCUCUGGAAGGAGGUGACGGGUGUGCACACUGCAGAAGAAGCCACGAGCAACAACCCCAGCAGCCUGGACCUGACCACCUGUGUGUCCUCCUCCGCCCCCGCCAAGGCCUCCCUGGUGAUGAACCCGCACGCCUCCACCAAUGGCCAGCUCUCGGUGCACACGCCCAAGAGGGAAAGCCUGUCCCACGAAGAGCACCCCCACAGCCAUCCUCUGUACGGACACGGCGUGUGCAAGUGGCCGGGCUGCGAGGCCGUGUGUGAAGACUUCCCGUCCUUCCUGAAACAUCUCAACAGCGAGCACGCGCUGGACGACAGAAGUACAGCCCAGUGUAGAGUCCAGAUGCAGGUGGUGCAGCAGUUAGAGCUACAGCUUGCUAAAGACAAAGAACGCCUCCAGGCCAUGAUGACCCACCUGCAUGUGAAGUCUACGGAACCCAAAGCCGCCCCUCAGCCCCUCAAUCUGGUGUCCAGCGUCACGCUCUCCAAGUCUGCCUCUGAGGCUUCUCCACAGAGCUUACCUCAUACCCCCACGACCCCCACCGCUCCCCUGACUCCCGUCACCCAAGGCCCCUCCGUCAUCACCACCACCAGCAUGCACACGGUGGGACCCAUCCGCAGGCGGUACUCAGACAAGUACAACGUGCCCAUUUCUUCAGAUAUUGCGCAGAACCAAGAAUUUUAUAAGAACGCAGAAGUUAGACCGCCAUUUACAUAUGCAUCUUUAAUUAGGCAGGCCAUUCUUGAAUCUCCAGAAAAGCAGCUCACGCUGAAUGAAAUCUAUAACUGGUUCACGCGAAUGUUUGCUUACUUCCGGCGCAACGCAGCCACGUGGAAGAAUGCAGUGCGCCAUAAUCUUAGUCUUCACAAGUGUUUUGUGCGAGUAGAGAACGUUAAAGGGGCAGUGUGGACGGUGGAUGAAGUAGAGUUCCAAAAGCGAAGGCCACAAAAGAUCAGUGGUAACCCUUCCCUCAUUAAAAACAUGCAGAGCAGCCACGCCUACUGCACCCCUCUCAAUGCGGCUUUACAGGCUUCGAUGGCGGAGAACAGCAUACCUCUAUACACUACCGCUUCCAUGGGCAACCCCUCCCUGGGCAACCUGGCCAGCGCCAUGCGGGAGGAGCUCAACGGCGCCAUGGAGCACACCAACAGCAACGAGAGCGACAGCAGUCCCGGACGGUCCCCUCUGCAAGCCGUGCAUCCUGUGCACGUCAAAGAAGAGCCCCUCGAUCCCGAGGAAGCUGAAGGGCCUCUGUCCUUGGUGACAACAGCCAACCACAGUCCAGAUUUUGACCAUGACAGAGAUUAUGAAGACGAACCGGUCAAUGAGGACAUGGAGUGAACACCUGGGCGGGGCCAGUCCGAGAGGGAAGAUCAGAGACGAGAAACAAAAACAUGUCCAAAGUUUGCAGUGCAGUGGCUCUGCGUUGGCCGAACAGGCUGGAGGAGCCUCACUACACUUUGGCAACUCUGAAACGUGUUAACUCUUAGUGCCAUCAAGAAUCCCAUUUGGGAGUAUUUUUGAUUUUUCUACUUUUUGUUGAAAAAAGGAAUUUGUACUCUGUGCGUUGGAUGGACUCGUUUGGUACUUGGGAUUUUCCUCUCUUCACAGUCAACAUCAGUGUUGUAAAUUUGCUAAACUGAGAUUCACUUUUAGCAGCAGACUUUGAACUGCAGUCCUGCCGGCAUUGGACACUGAGGACGCCGACUGAGCUUGCACACCUGAGCUGCAGACCACGCCUCUGCCAGGAUCAAGGACUCCAGUGGACGACCUGUUGCACAGUACCGCAUGUUGAUAUCACUGCCUUUACGCCUUUGUUUUUUUUUUUUUUUUU
Molecule: messenger RNA, 3433 nt
Organism: Ictidomys tridecemlineatus (thirteen-lined ground squirrel)
Lineage: Eukaryota; Metazoa; Chordata; Mammalia; Rodentia; Sciuridae
Source: RefSeq, a predicted model, not a curated record